Molecule: messenger RNA, 2834 nt
Organism: Pipistrellus kuhlii (Kuhl's pipistrelle)
Lineage: Eukaryota; Metazoa; Chordata; Mammalia; Chiroptera; Vespertilionidae
Gene: GOLGA7B
Product: golgin A7 family member B
Exons: 5
Coding region: 449-955 (168 amino acids)
Biological process (GO): protein targeting to membrane; peptidyl-L-cysteine S-palmitoylation
Cellular component (GO): palmitoyltransferase complex
Source: RefSeq, a predicted model, not a curated record
AGCCGAGCCGCUGGCCGCGGGCGGGACUCCUCUCCGGCGGGCGGGCGGGCGCCGGAGCCUGGGGGCCGCCGCUUCCCCCUCCCGCUCGGCGGAGGCGCCUGCCCCCUCCUCCCCGCGCCGUCCCCACUCGCACCCCCGCCGCUGUCAAACCCAAACCCUGCGGUUGCCUGCAGGAGCGGCAGCAGCGGGCAGGCCGGCGAGGAAUAGCCUGGGGCGCGGCCUCACCUCGCCUCGCCCGCAUCAGCACCGCGGACAGCACCGCGGCCGGACCCAGGAGCCCGCGGGGCCCCCUGCCCACCGGCGCCCGGGACCCCGGCGCCGCAUCAGCACCACGGACAGCGCCCAGGACCCCAUUUCACAGCCGCCGCCAUCCCACCUGCGGACGGCGCCGCGGACAGCCGCCUUGGCCAACCCCUCAGUGGGCUCGAGCGGUCAGCACCCCCGGAACAUGGCCACCGAGGUGCACAACCUGCAGGAGCUGCGGCGGAGCGCGUCCCUGGCCACCAAGAUCUUCAUCCAGAGGGACUACAGCGACGGCACCAUCUGUCAGUUCCAGACCAAGUUCCCCCCGGAGCUGGACGGCCGGAUUGAGCGUCAGCUCUUUGAAGAGACCAUAAAGACCCUCAACGGCUUCUACGCGGAGGCGGAGAAGAUCGGGGGCAGCUCCUACCUAGAGGGCUGCCUGGCCUGCGCCACUGCCUACUUCAUCUUCCUCUGCAUGGAGACCCACUACGAGAAGGUUCUCAAGAAGAUCUCGCGCUACAUCCUAGAGCAGAAUGAGAAGAUCUUUGCCCCUCGAGGCCUCCUGCUCACGGACCCCGUUGAGCGUGGGAUGAGGGUUAUCGAGAUCUCCAUCUACGAGGACCGGUGCAGCAGCGGCAGCUCCAGCAGCGGCAGCAGCAGCAGCGGCAGCGGAAGCAGCAGCGGCGGGGGCGGCGGGGCGGGGUCCCGGUGACUGGCCGAAACUCCCUGCAGGGAGGUGUACGGCCGGACCCCGGGCCUUGCAGACCUGCGGCGGCUGCGCUACCAGAGCACCCGCUUCUGAGUCCGACUGUGGGCCCACUUGCUGCCCAGGCGGGCGGGCGGGCGGGCGGGAGGGGGACUGGCCAGGGUUGGCCGCAGGCCAUCCGCCACGCACCCUGCCGUGGCCCCGGGAAGGACGGUCCUCCUCCUGACCUGGCUCUUCCCCGUAAGGCUGGUCCGGGUCACACGGAGGCUGGGGUGGGGACAACACAAUCUGGACAAUCCACUUCUUCUGCAGCAGCACUCUUAAUACCCCGAGAGGGCCCGGGCGUGUAACACAGAGAAUCCCCGUCCUGCAUGAUUCCUCGCCCCAUGUCUCCCGUCCCCAGGACACUCUCCCCUGGGGGCCCUGCGCCCCACGGCUGACUCCCCGUGUCUGUGCUUCCUGAUGUCACGCUGGGCCUCUGCCUGUCUGUGAUCCUGCCUCCACCUGCCUUGAGGCCUGGGGAGAUGGGAGUGGUCAGACCACAGGCGCCUCCGUGGUGGAGAGCUAGCUGUUCAGUCCCCUUCUGAACGCCUUCAGACCCAGGGCUCCCUGUCCCCCACCAAAGCCUGAGGCCACGUUGGCCUUGCCAAGAAGCAUCCAGCUCCCCGGACUCUGUGGGCAGCGGGUCUGGGACACAGCCGGGCUCUGGGGGUGAUGUGGGGUCCCGGGGAGGCUCCAUGGAGAGAUGCAGCCUUGGGGGCUCGAACCGCCAGAACCGAAUCCAGCUUUCCGAGGUUAGAACCCGCACGUAUGUGAGCAUGAGUGGGGGCACAUGUAGGAUGAAUGUGAGUGCACUCUGUGCGUGAAUGCAUGUGUGUGUAGGUGUGUGACUGCAUGUGAGUGCACCUAGGUGUGAGUGUGCCCACAUGUGAGUGCAUGUUGUGUGUGAGAGUGCACUGUAUGUUCCCCCUGGCUGCGAGGCAGAUGACUGCCCCUCUCUGCAUCCUGUCUUACCUUCCAGCGUGACGGUCUGUGGCUGCUGCUCUGCAUGGGCCCAGAACCCCUUGCAAUACACUCUGUAAAUACAUGCCCUCGAGCCCCUCGCCCCUUGCCCCUACCCCUGCCCCUGCCCCUGCCCCUGCCCUGUGGCUGCCAGCUUGGCUCUUCUUCCAGGCCUUUUCCCUACCUGCAAGGUUCUCCUUACCACCUGACGCCUCUGUGCACAUGCUAGCAGAAGAGAAUUUGGGGUUCUAGGAGAGCAGAGCCCCCCUGGGGGCUUCCGUGCCCCUGUCCCAGCCCCCAUGACGAGGCAGCAGGGCCACAGACCCUGCACGCUCAGCCCGCCCACCCUCCGGGGUCUCUAAGGCUCAGUGAGGCCUCCUCGGACAUUCAGAGGAGCCGGCCGCCUGCAGGGAAAAGGCAAACCUCUUUCUGGAGAGGAAAGAGGGACGUCCAGCCCGUACGUCCCUGCUGCGAAGGCUCAGGGUGCCCGAGGAAGGAGGCUGCCUGUCCGGGUGCCCUGCAGGUGGACCCCGGAGGCUGCCUGCCCCGGGGGCUGGAGGUGCUGGGAGGGGAGAGGAGAGACCAGCCACCGCAGGCAGCUUUCUGAAACCGGGGAGGGCCUGGUUUCCUUGGUCACAGGAGCAACACGCGCCCCCCCCCCCCCGAGGGUUAGGGAGGGUGUCCCAGCUCCUGAGCCCAAGUGGGUUCUGAUCCAGAGUCACCUGAGAGCUGCAGUCCAGUGGGCUCCUCCAUAGCUCCCUGACCCGGGCCCCGGCCUGAGCCCACCCCAGCCCACUGUGCCUCUCCAUGGGAUGGCUGGGCACAGGUGACUCGGUGGCCUUUUGUUAUUUCUUUUUCCAAUAAAAGAACUUGCUGAGCUUGA